GAGGGCAAAUCUGCAUAUUCAUGAGGAGGGCGGGACUGGGCGCGGGAGUAUAUAAGCCGCCGCCCCGCCAGCCGCCGCGUUCGUCGCGCUGAGGCUUUGAAGUGCGGUGUGGUUUCUGCAGUUCCGCACACCGGUGACGAUGGCAUCAGACGAGGGCAAGCUGUUCGUUGGAGGGCUGAGCUUUGAUACCAACGAGCAGUCGCUGGAGCAAGUCUUCUCCAAGUACGGGCAGAUCUCCGAAGUGGUGGUGGUGAAAGACAGAGAAACGCAGAGGUCCAGAGGCUUCGGCUUUGUGACAUUUGAAAACAUAGACGAUGCGAAGGAUGCGAUGAUGGCCAUGAAUGGGAAGUCUGUAGAUGGCCGUCAGAUCAGAGUUGAUCAAGCUGGAAAAUCGUCAGAGAACAGAUCCCGAGGCUACAGAGGGGGAUCCACCGGGGGCAGGGGCUUCUUCCGUGGGGGCAGAGGUCGGGGCCGUGGCUUCUCCAGAGGAGGUGGAGACAGAGGCUACGGCGGGAGCAGAUUUGACUCCAGAAGUGGAGGAUAUAACGGCUCCAGAGACUACUAUAAUAGCAGCAGGAGUCAAGGAGGCUAUGGAGACAGGUCUUCAGGAGGGUCCUACAGAGACAGCUACGACAGUUACGGUAAGUCCUGGUUCAAAUGGGAGCCAUGCGUACGUUGCUGUAGGAGCUCUUAAACCUUCUGACCCUGUUCUGAAGUCUGGAAAUGCUCUGAGGCUCAGCUUUGGACUGUGCCCCUUUUCUGUUCUUGCCCGUAAGAACCAAUCUGUCAGGCUUUGGAUGUGGUUGUGCCGUUUAAAAUUUCUAAUUUGUAAUGCAUGUGUAGGAGUUGCUUGGAUCUAAAGGCAAAGCAAGUUUUUAAAUACGUUCUUGGAGCUUGAGACUAAGCCAAAAAACUCGGAAGCCCUAACAAACUGCAUUCAAGGGUGGGGGAGUUCUCUGACACGGUAGAGCAGUAGCUUCUGGAAUAAUGCAAGGGAGUAAAAUGCUGGAACUUGUCUAUGCUUCAGUGCCUUUACAAUUGUGCCUGCUUCUUGUCCUCAGCUACACACAACGAGUAAAAAUCCUUCCUGACUCAAGAUCGUCCUUCCAAUGGCUGUAUUUAUAAAGAUUUUUGGAGCUUCGCUGAAAUGGUUAUUGUGUAGUACAUCUACUUGUAUUUUCACUUUUGUAGUAUUAUCAGUUCUAAUCUUGUCAAACACAGCCUGGCAGCUUCUGAUACGAGAUGGUCUGAUGAGACUUUCCUUUGAGAAAGCUCCGCUUUCGAGUGGUUUUUAAUCUUUUUGGAAAGCACUUCCGAUUUUAUUUUGCGCUUCAUGAUGAGCCGAGGUGUUUUUUCUUUUUUAAAGUCGUGAAGUUGGGGCCCCAAUUCAGUUUCUUUUGAGAUAGAAAGGACCUUUAAUGCAACGUUCACGAGAAGCUGAACAAGCUGUGGACUUUUUCUUUUUUAAGUGCAUUACCUUCGUCUUUUGUAACAUUCCUUUAGUGUAGCAAGGUAGGAAUGCAGCCUGGGUACAAAUUGGAAGGCAAACCACCUUGAUAUAUCUAAAGAGAAACUUGCUUGUAUGUUCAACCUGCAUAACGGUAUUUUUACUGUUGUAAUGAUGUAAAUUACCCAGAAAUAGACUUGCAAACUUACCAUAAAAGAGGUUCUUGAAAAUGUUUAUUUAUAUUGUCCUUUUUUACUGGAAGAAAUAUGCAUAUUCCAUUGAUAUUGUAUUUGAAGUGGUAAAGGAUUCUUGUAUACAGUUUUCUUUGGCUUUACGAAGCCUAUUAAAAGACCGUCUGAAAUGAA
This is a messenger RNA of Lagopus muta (rock ptarmigan), 1812 nucleotides long. It is a transcript of the gene CIRBP, whose product is annotated as cold inducible RNA binding protein. NCBI's taxonomy places the organism in Eukaryota, Metazoa, Chordata, Aves, Galliformes, Phasianidae. The record is from RefSeq and is a predicted model, not a curated record. The transcript has 6 exons. Bases 140 to 694 code for a protein of 184 amino acids. Gene Ontology annotation, biological process: positive regulation of mRNA splicing, via spliceosome. Gene Ontology annotation, cellular component: spliceosomal complex. Gene Ontology annotation, molecular function: RNA binding.